AUGUAUCUAUUAUUACCCGCCUUUCUCAUCUCUGUGUGUUGCUCAGUAUGUCUGUUCCGCUCCACUGCGUUUCAAUCAUUCCUGUACUCUAUUCUGUUUAACUCGUCGUACUCUUAUCGUGUAUUAACUCUUUUUGUUAUUUCCCUCCCUAUUCUCUUCCUCCUGUAUUAUGUUCAGUGGAUAAGCAAACAAUACUAUGUGAAGAACGUUUAAUGUCAAUCCCACGCAAAACCUAUUUCGAUAUG
This is a messenger RNA of Blastocystis hominis, 245 nucleotides long. RefSeq lists its product as hypothetical. The transcript has 3 exons. The coding region runs from base 1 to 213 and encodes 70 amino acids. Lineage: Eukaryota; Bigyra; Opalinata; Blastocystidae. The record is from RefSeq and is a predicted model, not a curated record.